AUGGACGUUAAAUCGUUCCUGCAUUCCUGGUGUGCUAAACAGGGUAUAAAUCCGGUGUUUGAUAUUCGUGCCACUGGGCCCAAGCAUAGGCAGCGGUUUCUCUGCGAGGUUCGUGUCGAAAACUAUAGUUACGCCGGUGUGGGCAAUUCUACCACGAAAAAGGAAGCACAAGCUAACGCGUCAAGAGACUUCGUGAAUUAUCUUGUAAGGAGUGGACAUGUGCCGGCGUCAGAUGUUCCCACAGAUACAAGGUUUAAAGUGGAAGAUGAGGGGGGGCAGGACCAAGAAAACAAUGAUUCUCAAGAGCAUAGACCCGUUUUUCAGGAUGGUAUGGGACCACAAAGUAUGGGUCCAGCAUACCAAGCAUAUGGCGGUCAGAGUCAAAACUUCACAUACAUGGACCGUAUGCAGCAACAAAAAAAUGUAGAAGAAGCAGAAGACCUAGAUGUGAAUGCCAGUUUGCAUGGCAAUUGGACAAUGGAUAAUGCUAAGUCAAAAUUGCACCAAUUCUUGCAAGUCAGCAAGAUUAAUGCUGACUACUCUUAUAAAGCGGUUGGUCCUGACCAUACAAGGAGUUUUUGCUGUGAGAUGACGAUAUUCGUUCGUCAAUUGGGACGUAAUGUAACCGGCCGUGAAACCGCGUCGAACAAGCAGACAGCAAGCAAAUCAUGUGCGCUUUCUAUAGUGAGGCAGCUGUACCAUCUGGGUGUGAUUGAGGCCUUUAGUGGAACACUGAAGAAGGAUAGGUCUGCAGAAGGUAUUAUGAAACCACUGCCGGUGGCUAUUAGCCCCGAACUGGAACAACAGAUAGAAGAAGCUUUGAACGAUCUAGAGAUCGUGCCCGUGAACGUGGAUACAGCUCCAAAAGAUGACAGCGAUGAGUCCGGCGCCGUGACUUUAUUGCAAGUCGAUCGUGUAAAGGCGAUGCGGGAAGCCCGCCCUAUGCCAAGCGGAGUAGUUUCUUGGUCGCCUCCACAAGCUAACUGGAAUGCAUGGACGCAGUGUAAUAUUGACGAAGGACCGCUUGCAAACACGGGUCUAGAAGAAAUUAGCGCUGAUUUAGAAAAACUAUACAAAGAUGUUAAUCAAAAUAGUACAUUGUACCAGGAAAGUUUACGAGAGCGGGAACAGUUGCCUGUGUUCGCAAUGAGGUCGACAAUCAUGGAAGCUAUCAACGAGAACCCUGUUAUUAUCAUUAGGGGCAACACCGGAUGCGGGAAGACAACUCAGGUAUGCCAAUUUAUCCUGGAUGACUAUAUAGCGAGUGGGCAAGGCGCGUGGGCCAAUAUAUUCGUGACUCAACCGCGACGUAUAUCAGCUGUCAGUGUGGCUGAGAGGGUCGCCAACGAGCGUUGUGAAGAUCUUGGCAAUAGUGUGGGGUACUCGGUGCGUUUCGAAUCAGUAUUACCACGUCCAUAUGGCUCCAUUUUGUUCUGCACCGUUGGAGUACUACUGAGGAAGCUGGAGGGCGGCCUGAGAGGCGUUAGUCACGUGCUUGUCGACGAAGUGCAUGAGCGAGAUGCAGAUACGGAUUUCGCGCUGAUUCUCCUUCGAGAUAUGGCUCACACGUACCCUGACUUGAGAGUGAUCCUCAUGUCAGCCACUGUCGAUACCACACUCUUCACCAAUUACUUUGGCAACUGUCCCGUCAUAGAGGUACCUGGUCGCACGUAUCCAGUCCAGCAAUAUUUCCUGGAAGACAGUAUAGAGAUUUGCAAGUUUUCACCUCCUCCUGACACACGCAAACGAAAGGCAUCUGGCAAGAAAGCUAACAAGGAUGAAGAGGAAGACGAUGAGGAAGGUACAGCAGCAGACGAGCAAGAAGAGGAUUUAAACAAACAUUGUCAACUCGGUGAGAACUACUCGCAACAGACUGCACUAGCAAUGGCGCAAAUCCCUGAAAAAGAUCUCAGCUUCGAACUAAUCGAAUCCAUACUCCUGUACAUCCGCGAGUUACCUGGAGAUGGCGCUGUGCUUGUAUUCCUACCGGGAUGGAACCUGAUCUUUGCACUAAUGAAGCACCUUUCCCAGCAUCGUGUGUUGGGAGACACGUCCAAGUACAUCAUUCUACCUCUCCACAGCCAGAUACCCAGGGAAGACCAAAAGAAAGUAUUUGUUACGCCACCACCAGAACUAACAAAAGUAAUCUUAUCAACCAAUAUAGCAGAAACGUCGAUCACUAUAAACGAUGUUGUGUACGUGAUAGACUCCUGCAAGGCAAAGGUGAAGUUGUUCACCUCGCACAAUAACAUGACGUCGUACGCUACCGUGUGGGCAAGCAAGACCAAUUUAGAACAGAGAAAAGGUCGUGCUGGCCGAGUCCGUCCUGGAGUUUGCUUCACGCUAUGCUCCCGGGCCCGCUUCGAUCGUCUGGACGAACAUCAAACUGCUGAAAUGUUCCGCACACCGCUACACGAGUUGGCGCUUAGUAUCAAGUUGCUCCGCUUGGGCAGCAUCGGCCACUUCCUGUCGAAGGCACCGGAGCCCCCUCCUCUAGAUGCUGUCAUCGAGGCAGAGGCGCUGCUGCGAGAGCUGGGCUGUCUCGACGCUGAGGACGCGCUCACACCGCUCGGGUCCAUACUCGCCAAACUGCCCAUCGAACCCCGGCUCGGUAAGAUGAUGGUCCUCGGCUUCGUGUUGGGCGUGGGAGACGCGCUUACCACAAUGGCCGCCAACUCUACAACAUUCCCGGAGAUAUUCGCACUUGAAGGACGGAGACGUUUGUCUUUGCAUCAGCGAGCUUUAGCCGGUGACCGCGCCUCUGAUCAUAUAGCCAUGUUGAACGCUUUCCAGAUGUGGGAGAGAGAACACUCCAAAGGCGAGGACGCAGAGCUACAAUGGUGCGAGUGGAAAGGCAUACAGCAAACCACCAUGCGAGUCACUUAUGAAGCGAAAUACCAACUUACAAAUAUUUUAACGACUGCCAUUGGAUUCCCUGAGGAGUGCUGCGUACCCCAGCGCUGGGUGCCAACUGGUGAGGACCCUAUGUUGGACUUGGUCGUUGCUCUCAUGUGUUAUGGACUGUACCCCAAUGUGUGUCUGCAUCAGGGAAAGAGGAAGGUCUUAACCACGGAAGGAAAACCAGCGCUUUUCCACAAGACCUCGGUGAACUCUAGCAAUCAAGAGCAGCGAUUCCCAUCACCUCUGUUCGUGUUCGGCGAGAAAUUGCGCACGCGUGCCAUCAGUUGCAAGCAAACCACCAUGGUGGCGCCACUGCACCUUUUGCUGUUCGGGUGCAGGAAGGUCGAAUGGGUGGAGAACGUGGUCCGGCUGGACAAGUGGCUGAACUUCGAGAUGUCCCCUCGCGCGGCGGCGCUGGUGCUGGCGCUGCGCCCCGCCGUGCAGGCGCUCGUGGAGCGCGCCGCCGCGCAGCCCGACACCGCGCUCGACUACUCGCCCGCCGAACAGAAGGUUAUAAACUGUGUGAAAGCUCUCUGCGCUAUGAAUGCCGGUGAUCAUAAUAUUCACCGAGAGGCCGGCACUCCAAUUUACAGCAGACCAGAUGGCGCUAAACGAGGUGGUACUAGAGGUUGGGGUACUACUGGACCUCGCGGCGGGAACCAAGGAAGCUUUGGUGGCAUUUCCGGCGGGAUCGGCAGCAACCAGGGUGGAUUUGGCAGCAACCAGGGUGGAUUUGGUGGCAACCAGGGUGGUUUUGGUGGGAACCAGGGCGGUUUCGGUGGCAAUCAAGGAAGAUUUGGAGGGAAUCAAGGUGGCUACAGGGGCGGGAAUCAAGGUGGCUACAGGGGCGGGAAUCAAGGCGGAUUUGGUGGCAACCAAGGUGGCUUUGGUAGGAAUCAAGGCGGAUUUGGUGGUAAUCAAGGCAGUUUUCGUGGGACUUCAAGAAAUUUUGAAGACAAUCAAGGCGGUUAUGGUGGCAACCAAGGCGGUUAUGGUAGCAACCAAGGCGGUUAUGGUGGCAACCAAGGUGGAUUUGGAAAUAAUAACGGUUACGGUAAUCGUGGUCGUGGAUUUGGAAGAGGGCGAGGACGUGGUUAUUGGCGCGGUACUUAA
Messenger RNA from Arctia plantaginis, 4014 nucleotides. The record is from the annotation of a GenBank genome assembly. NCBI's taxonomy places the organism in Eukaryota, Metazoa, Arthropoda, Insecta, Lepidoptera, Erebidae.